AUGUCUCCACUGCCAGAAAACACUCUUAUUGGAAUGUGCAAUCCAUUAUUGGAUAUUCAAACCACUGUGCAGAAAGCAUUCCUCGAAAAAUGGGGAUUGAAAGAAAAUGAUGCGAUUUUGUGCGACGACAAAUUAGUUGGAAUGUUCGAAGAGUUGAUCAAGGAACAUCAAGUUGAAUAUAUCCCAGGAGGAGCCGCUCAAAACAGUCUUCGUGUUGCUCAAUGGAUUUUGAACGCACCAAAUCGUACAGUUUUCUUCGGAGCUGUUGGAAAAGACAACUAUGGAGAUUUGUUGGCUGAAAAAGCGACUGCUGCUGGAGUCAAUGUUAAAUAUCAAGUUAAUCCAACUGUUAAAACCGGAACUUGUGCUGCUUUAAUCAACGGAACUCAUAGGUAGGGAUUCUAACCAAAAGCUGUUUUUAUUUUAUAUUUUUUGAUAUUUUCAGAUCUCUUUGUGCUCAUUUGGCUGCCGCCAACACUUUCACUCAAGAUCAUCUCCAAACCGAGGAAAACCUAAAAAUCAUUGAACAAGCCAAAUAUUUCUAUGUUACUGUAAGUAUUUAAAGUUCUCAAUAUAUUUUCCAAAAUAAAUAUGGUUUUUCUAGGGAUUCUUCAUCACAGUCUGUCCACCAGCAAUUCUUCAACUCGCCAAACACAGCAAUGAAUUCAACAAAACCUUCUCGCUCAAUCUCUCAGCUCCAUUCAUUUCACAAUUUUUCUCAGAAAAACUCUUCGAAAUUUUGCCAUACGUCGAUGUUUUGUUCGGAAAUGAAACUGAAGCUGAAGCUUUCGCUGCAGCCAACAAAUGGGAAACAAAAUGUGUCAAAGAAGUCGCAUUGAAAGCAGCCGCUUUGCCAAAAAAUACAAGCAGACCACGAUUGGUUGUUUUCACACAAGGACCAGAUCCGAUUAUUGUUGUUGAAGGAGAUAAGGUAACAUUUUUUUGAAGAGAAAAUGAUCAAGUUUUGAACUUUUUGGGAGAGAAAUUCAUUAAAAAUUGAUAAGAAAAAAAUGAUACAGCGGUCGAAAAACCAAUUUUUUUUUUGGUUUUUUGAACCUGAAACUUUGGAAAAUUUUAAAUCCCUUUGUUUUCAAGAUGAAUCGGACCAGGAUUACCAUAUCUCUUUCUUAUUCAUAUCAGGCCUGAAAAAAUCAGACAUUCAGAUUUCUUGCAUACAAAUUCGUAAAAAUAUCUGAAAUUAAGUUAAUCUACAAUUUUUCUAAAAUGAAAUUUCUCUUGGAAACUCCUUUGUUUUUCAGGUCACCGAAUAUCCAGUCACCAGAUUGGAAAAAGAAGAAAUCGUUGAUACAAAUGGAGCUGGAGACGCUUUUGUCGGAGGAUUUUUGUCACAAUUCAUCCAAGGAAAAUCCAUCGAACAAAGUGUUGAAUGUGGAAGUUAUGCGGCUCAAGAAAUUAUCAAGAAAAAUGGAUGCACAGUUCCAGAAACAUGCAAAUAUCAUUAG
Messenger RNA from Caenorhabditis angaria, 1463 nucleotides. The record is from the annotation of a GenBank genome assembly. NCBI's taxonomy places the organism in Eukaryota, Metazoa, Nematoda, Chromadorea, Rhabditida, Rhabditidae.